ACAGGACACACAGUCACUACCUCCGUAAGGAAGUGAAUCUACUCAAAGUGCACAGGUUUACUGUUUACUGCAAACUCACUCAACAAGAAAUGUAGCUCUUUGACUCAAAAACAGUGGAAACCGGGGGAGUUAACAUGGCAACAUUCGGGAGCAAGUAUAAUAUAACCUUUCCAACUAACUUUUAAGUGAAACUGUGUUGGCAACAAAUGGCAUGCAGUGUAAAUAUUUCGGGGAGUGAACAACGUGGGCUUUCACAAGAGGUAAACAUUCAAAUAAGAAACCCUUUUACGAUUUCCGAAAGUAAAAUUAGAACGUUUUCAUUUGUAUAUUUUGCAUAAAUUUCACUGUGAAAUAUGUUCCGAUUUCUGACGGAUUUAUGAUAAGUUGCCAACAGAAGUUGCCUCUUAUGAGAUGCCACGCAGGCAUAACUAUUACACAGUUGAAUAUUAUAACGAUAGAGGUCAAACUGCUUACAUGCCCAGCUCGUUAAUUUUUAUUUAAACAGGUACAUUUUUAUUUAAAACAAAGCCUGCUAAAACAAAGAGGAUGAAGGUUAGGAAAUAUUUUCGAGGUAGUGGUAGAGUACUUGGUUUCGUGUUCAUUGCGUCUGUCAUAUGGCUGCUUUUUGAUAUGGCAGCACUAAAGAUUUCAAUUAAUGACGCUAACAGCCAGCUCUUGAAAGAAAUUAUUGUUAAGCAAAGGGAGGCGGAAAAACAACAGGUCACAAAACGAACAAAUGUAAUCAAUAGGAUAGGAUUUAAACAUUCAAUUCAGAAAGUUGAUCGGGACUUGGAAACGGAGCUGAACUUUUCAAAUAAAGGUGGCAAGAAGGUGAAUGCUCUCAACAGAAAACGAAACCUGGGCCCAGCUAUUAAAGACAAUAAAUUGUAUUCACAAAUAAAAAAUGAAGAAAGUGAACUUAAUGAAAUUGGCGACGGAAAAUCUGUAUUUGCGAUGAAUGAUGGAAAAGAGUUUAACAAAAUUGACGUUAAACCAGCGAAUUUGCCGGCAGCUAUUAACACCAAAGCACCCAUCGGUGGAACUCCAGCAGUUCUCAAGAACGUGUAUGACGGUACAGAUCACCCUAAGCAGAACUUGCCUGCACAAACUUCAUCCUUAAACAGAAGUGGUUUAUUACAAAAUGCCCCAAGGAAAGUUCCAGCCGAGCUACCAAAUUUGACCAAAGCGCCACCUGGCGUGCAGGAAGAAAAAAUGCAGAACCAUGAUGAAAACCUGAAGGAUUUUAAGCAAAACAAUGAGAGCAUUUCUAAUAAGGCUGCCAUGACUCGGAACAAAGUCGGUGAUAACGUGCUGCAUGAAAAACAACACCGCCCUCCCAAAGACAAAACACAGGUGGCAACGUCAAUUAAGCCUGAGAAAGAGCACUUAAAGGAAAAGGAUAAGAUAGUGAACCUUGUCAACAAACAGAACAAUGCGCACAACAAGAGUGACCCUGACAAAAUGAAAGACCAAGUGCUACUAACACUACCAACAGUGGUCCCACAGAGAGUGGAGAUCAAAACAAACCUCUCAAGGGUGCGGAAAUCGGGCACACACAGAGUGAUGCCACUGGAUAUGACUGAAAAGCCUAGGGACGUCGGCGCCAUUGGGCAGUUUGGACUGCCGGCUGUCGUGCCCAUUGGCAAGCAAGAGGAGAUGCGUGGUCGGUGGAAUGAGGGCCACUUCAAUGUCUACCUGAGUGAGCAGAUUCCAGUGGACCGGGCCAUACCAGAUACAAGGCCUCAAACGUGCUCAGAGAAUCUGGUUCAUGACAACUUGCCCACGACCAGUGUGAUUUUCUGCUUUGUGGACGAGGUGUGGUCCACCCUGCUGAGAUCUGUCCACAGUGUUCUCAACCGCUCCCCACCACACCUUCUCAAAGAAAUCAUUCUGGUGGACGACUUCAGCUCCAAAGACUCCCUCAAGGAUAAUCUAGACGUGUACAUGUCACAGUUUCCCAAAGUACGGAUCAUCCGGCUGAAGGAGAGACAAGGUCUUAUCCGAGCCAGAUUGGCGGGAGCUGCUGUAGCUACCGGUGAAGUUUUAACUUUCCUUGACUCGCACAUUGAGUGCAACGUGGGCUGGCUGGAGCCUCUGUUGGAGAGAGUGUAUAUGGACAGGAGAAAAGUAGCCUGUCCUGUUAUUGAAGUCAUUAAUGACAAAGACAUGAGCUAUGUGCUAGUUGACAAUUUCCAAAGAGGCAUAUUCAAAUGGCCCCUGGUUUUCGGUUGGAGUACUCUAUCAGAGGAAGUCAUCAAAAUGAAUAAACUGAAGGAUUCUGACCCAAUCAGGUGUCCAGUCAUGGCUGGAGGCCUUUUCUCUAUUGACAGAAAGUACUUCUAUGAAUUAGGGACCUAUGACCCAGGCCUAGACGUUUGGGGUGGAGAGAACAUGGAACUGUCUUUCAAGAUCUGGAUGUGUGGUGGAGAGAUCGAGAUAAUCCCUUGUUCCAGGGUGGGCCACAUCUUUCGCUCAGAGAACCCCUACAAAUUCCCCAAGAAUAAACAGAAGACUGUGGAGCGGAACCUGGCCCGGGUGGCUGAGGUCUGGCUGGACGAGUACAAGGAACUGUUUUAUGGUCAUGGCUACCACCACCUUCUGGACAGGAAACUCAUUGACAUUGGCAACCUCACUGACCAGAUCCAGCUGAGACAGAAGCUCAAAUGCAAGAGCUUCAGAUGGUACCUGGAAAAUGUGUACCCAGAAAUGGAUGCCCCCCUUGUUCGAGCACAGGGAUUGAUUUUCAAUCUCGGAGCACGAAAAUGCCUGGCUCUGGAGAAAGGCAUCAUCUCUUUUGACACCUGUGAUCUUAGCAAGCAGAGUCAGCUCUUCAACCACACGUGGAUGAGGCUUCUCCAGCAGCAGCAGUCCUGCAUCGGAGUGCACAGUUUGAGAGCGAGCGUGACCCUGGAGCCAUGCGACAACACCAAGUCCCACCUGCGCUGGCUUCAUAAAUCACUCAUCCCCAGCUCCGCUCUGAUGGAGCACCUCAUCCUUCAGCACAUCCCGAAGCGCAUGUGUUUGGAAGCUGCCACCCAUAGCGAGGGCAUUCGCCUGAGUGACUGUGACCCAGGCAACCGGUUUCAGAAGUGGCACUUCACACAGUACUUCACGCCGUGACCACAGUCACAGGCCGUGAACCUCAUCACCCAGUCCUCCCGGCCUCCCGGUUUAUAUUAAUGCUGGUUUCAAUGUUAAUAUGCAUGGCAGUGAUUUGUAUGUGAUAUACUUGUGGCAGGGGGGCAGUCUUAAUAUUACUUCAAUUUUUUCCAUUUAAAAUAUUUCUGUAAAAUUUUUCUGUUGUGUAUCUUGAAACACAGGGUAUAAUAAACUCAAAGAGGUGGUUAUACUCAAAGUACCUGCUACAUUGUGUAGCAUAGUGUAGUAUUGUGUACCACAGUAAGUUUGAUACAGAACAACAUACAGCAGUUACAGUUACACUUUAGCUGUGGUUAUUUGCUUAUACAGAGUAACAAGGGCAGAUGUGAUUAAAUGAUUAAUUAACAGAGUGCUGGAUUAGACUGAAAGGUUCUGCUACUGACCAGCAGUGAUGAGAGAAAUUGAACCCCAUAAUGGCAGGAGCUAAGUGUGCACUGCCCAAUUACUGAUCCAUAUGAAAAACUGCAAAAGAUUGCUCUCCACAGCCAAACACAGACUUGAUUUAGUGCACCAUUGAUGGUACACAGCAGUGCCAGCCAUUUUGGGGUUCACAAAGACUCCCUCUCCUCAAUUUGGAGUAUCACUCCUAGCUCAUCCUGACCAGUGUUCACAUUCAUAAUGCUGAACCAACUAAAGCAGGAUUCCCCCUCUCUCCACUGCAAAGGGGGGUGGGGGGGAUGACUUACGGUUAGUUAGGUCAAGGAAAAAAGUGACCUUGUGUUCAAAGAGAAAUUCUUACUCUACAAAUGUAUGAUGGCCCACACUUCUAACAAGAAAACAACAUUGUUUUUCUCAGUUGGUACGGUUUUAGACAGCACAUAUUGUUUUAUCUUAUGUAUGCAGGGGGAUUAUGGUUAGGUUCUGGUUAAGUUUCUCAUAGGUAUUUCUGGUCCGAACUGGCAUGUUCUUAUCUUAUUUGUAUAAAAAUGGUUACAGAGCUGUGACAUCUGAGGAUUUUACUGUCUUUUUUCACAGUUAACGUUUAUCACUCCUGGUGACUUUUUUCUGAUUUAAAAGGGUCAAAGUGCUGUCAUUACAACAAUAAGCUCUUUAUUUUUCUUUGUUGUGCAACUUUCUUAAAAUAUACCUGUGAAGUCAUGUGCCAAAUUUGGAAGGUUGUAAUACAUGUAAUGCAUUGAUUAGCAUGCAUGCACUGUUUGUUAAAUUAUGCAUUUUGUUUCAUCCAUUAUGUGGUGAGUACUGUGAAAGUUUGUGUUGAACAAGUACUCCUUGAAAUCUUCAUGAAAUAAAGUCCAUUAGUUCAUCAUUU
This is a messenger RNA of Anguilla anguilla (European eel), 4429 nucleotides long. Its product is annotated as polypeptide N-acetylgalactosaminyltransferase 5. Gene Ontology annotation, cellular component: Golgi apparatus. The record is from RefSeq and is a predicted model, not a curated record. The coding region runs from base 547 to 3120 and encodes 857 amino acids. NCBI's taxonomy places the organism in Eukaryota, Metazoa, Chordata, Actinopteri, Anguilliformes, Anguillidae. The transcript is spliced from 10 exons.